AUGCUGCUGGCUGAUUACACACGGAACCAAAGGAUUGAGCUCUCCAAGAAUGAUAGCAAGAAGAAAGUGAAUGCAGAUGAGGACGAGAAGGAUGAAGUUGAGCCAAGCAAGAAGUCGUGGCUGUCGUCCACAGGGCCAUGGAUUGCAAGCACUGUUGUUAUGCUGCUGUUUCUAGCAGUGAUAGCUAUGAUUGUUAUUAACCUGGGCAUGAACAAGAUUGUAUAUGGAGAUGAGAGCAAUGCCAAGAAGUACAUGCAUGAUCAAUUUAAGGAGCUGGUUGAUGGUAAUCUUAAGAAGACGGAAAGCGUAGCAUCAAAGUACAAUGAAAUGAUUGAUAAAGUGUUUGAAGAAAAAGUGAACGUGUAA
Molecule: messenger RNA, 366 nt
Organism: Ordospora pajunii
Lineage: Eukaryota; Fungi; Microsporidia; Ordosporidae
Exons: 1
Coding region: 1-366 (121 amino acids)
Source: RefSeq, a predicted model, not a curated record